This is a messenger RNA of Bombina bombina (fire-bellied toad), 1074 nucleotides long. Its product is annotated as glutathione S-transferase theta-1. Gene Ontology annotation, molecular function: glutathione transferase activity. Gene Ontology annotation, biological process: glutathione metabolic process. Gene Ontology annotation, cellular component: cytoplasm. Bases 82 to 807 code for a protein of 241 amino acids. Lineage: Eukaryota; Metazoa; Chordata; Amphibia; Anura; Bombinatoridae. The transcript has 5 exons. The record is from RefSeq and is a predicted model, not a curated record.
AUAAAGUACUAGUAGAGGCAUUAGCUUAGUUAUUUGUGUCCAGCGUUGUCUCCUGUUGGUGUCUUUGAAUAACCUGCAGCCAUGUCGGACACCACUCUUUACGUGGAUCUCUUGUCUCAGCCCUGCCGUUCAGUCUUCAUAUUUGCCAAGGUCAAUAACCUACCAGUCCAGUUUCGUCAGAUUAGUCUCUUCAAAGGAGAGCACCUAUCAGAAGAAUUUGGUAAAGUGAAUUCUUUAAACAAAGUGCCAGCUCUGAAAGAAGGAGAUUUUACAAUGGCUGAAAGUACUGCAAUCCUUCUGUACCUGGCUCGUAAAUUUAAUACCCCCGAUCACUGGUACCCGUCAGACUUACAGAAGCGCGCUCUUGUCGAUGAAUACCUUGCCUGGCAGCACACUAACACACGUCCCCAUGGGUCAAAGGUCUUUUGGUUAAAGGCUAUGACACCAGCGAUCCUAGGCCAUGAGUGCGACCCAGCAAAGCUGGCACCCAUCCUUGCAGAUUUCAACACCAGUAUGACAAGCCUAGAGGAGAAAUUUCUGCAGGGCAAACCUUUCAUUGCUGGUGAUGAGAUAUCCCUGGCAGAUUUGGUGGCCAUUGUAGAAAUCAUGCAGCCGGUGGCAAGUGGAGUGGAGGUGUUUGAAGAACGACCAAAGCUAGCGGCCUGGAAGCAGCGUGUGGUGGAAGCGCUGGGAGAAGACCUGUUCAAAGAGGCCCAUGAUGGCAUCCAUAAGGAUAAACCAAAGAUGUCGUUCCCUCCUGAACUUCUGGCGCGUCUUAAAGUCAGACUGGAAAUGUUAUCUCGCUAAUUUCAGCUCUGACAUUUUUCCACGUGUUUUUAGUGUUUAACCCUAUGUACUAGUGGAAUUUUAUAUUGCUGAUAAUUACAUUUGUAUUCCAUUAAAAGAAAAAAACAAUAUACACAAAAACAAGCAGAUUGUUUAUUUGUAAAAACAAAGAUGGGUUUAUUCAAUAUCAUCCAAUGAUAAAGGUAAAGUAAAAUAGUGUGCCCAAAAGGUAGAUUGUGAUCAACUUUGAAUCUUUACUGAUCAAUAAAUAACAAGAAUGUUACAUAA